AAUAUCCUUGACGAAGAGCUAUCACAGCUCUAUGAUUCCUCUAAUGAAAUUGGCGAAUUAUCACCUCCGUCACCACCUCCACCUCCACCAUCAAGGAACAUUCCACUUUCAGAGUUUCUGCUGUACAUCAGCAUUUCAUUUGGAGAUUCCACAGUUGAGUACGAUCGCAGACGAACAUCAGAUUUUAGUACUUCUGAAGAGCCUGUAAGGGUCUCCGAGCAAGCUGUGGCAGCUGCAACAACGAUUCCAGAGCUGGAAAUGUAUAAAACACAUUGUGGAGAGUUAAAGGAACUUAUUGCUGCGGAUGAAGAGGUGAUUGCAAGAAUAGACAGAGAAGUCAGUGCAUCAAAUCCUUCAUUGUUUAAGGAAUAUUUGGAUGCGGACCUGAACGUUCAAAAUGAUAUUGAAGCAAGGCUGAAAAAGACCAAAGAUUAUGCCGGGUUCAAAGCUCUACAUACACUUCUCGAAUGGAAGCAAACCAAGAACGACAGCUUAAAGUGGAAUCUGGAGCCUUGCGUGCAGAAUAUCACUGAGGAAGAACAAUAUCAUGAAGCGUUUGGACGACGGAUAGAAGACAGCUCAUAUGAUUUGCAGAAGCAUCUUGCUGAACUCAAGCAAAAACUUGCAGAUGCGCGAACGAGACUUGAAGAACGUCGUCAAGUAGUGUAUGCUGAUGCAAACAAGCAAAACGAAAUCAACGAGCAAAGGGCCACCUUGGAUGGAUAUCGAGCAGAUAUAGCACAACUCGCUGAAAAAGAAAGUUCAGUAAUGGGCUCGAUAAGGCAAUUAAAUCGACGAAAGGAACAGCUCGAAGCAGAAACGGCCAAGCUUGAGCAGGAACAAGGCGUAACAGUUCAUCCUGAAAGUUUUUUGCAAAGAGCACAAGAGAAAUUCGAAAAGAGCAGUAGAUACAGCAGGCUGCGAGUCAUCGAACGAUCGGACGAGGUUAUUAGUGUUGAAAUAAUGGGCGACAUAUUGGUUCAAAUAAAGUCACCUAGCCAGUUUCCACGACAACCUGACGCGGUCCAAAUAAGUAUUCUGAACGAGAGUUUUUAUGGAAGGAUCUCGCCUUUAGUCAAUGGAUUGCAUGCCAUGAUCAAGGGCUUGGAGAAUACAAACCAAAUCAUAGAGACGGCAGCGAUUUAUUGGAAUCAGGCGCGUGGAAUAUACCGCGAAUUGAUACGAAGUGGCGCACGUUAUUUUAUGGAGAUCAAUCCCUUGGAAACCGAGAACGAAAGUGAGCAAUGGGUGAGAUGCACUUUAGUGCCAACUAGCUUUAUCCAUCGAACAAAAGUCACGAUCACUAUUGAUUUGCGGCCGCAAGAUAUAUCCAAAUUCCCGGUUAUCAACAUGGAAGCCGUUACUGUUACUUACAAUCGUGGCCCUACAGACAUAGCACAAGAGCAGGUUGAAAACAUUGCCCGUGACCUGCUACGCAGACACGGAUUCGUUAACUUGAAGGGCGUUUUACAAGAAAUCCUAGAGCAAAUUCGAUCCAACCCGACAUUCCCAAAUACUCCUUUAUUACAGCAUAUGUAA
Molecule: messenger RNA, 1539 nt
Organism: Zychaea mexicana
Lineage: Eukaryota; Fungi; Mucoromycota; Mucoromycetes; Mucorales; Lichtheimiaceae
Product: Spc7 kinetochore protein-domain-containing protein
Exons: 11
Biological process (GO): protein localization to kinetochore; mitotic spindle assembly checkpoint signaling; mitotic sister chromatid biorientation
Source: RefSeq, a predicted model, not a curated record